CUCUGUCUCAGUCCUCGCGAUAAGGUUCUCUCUCUUUUUCCAUGGCCUCCGCCGCGCUCCUCCGCCCUCUCUCCUCGCUACCCACGCCCGCUCUUCGCUCUGCGACGCCAGGCUUGUACUUAUCUUCCUCAUCCCUCCCCUCGUUCUUGGUGGCUCCGCGUUGGACCUAUAGAUCCGUUGCGAUCCCCCGGAGCAGGGGAAUGGCGGCGGUCGUCGUUAGGGCCGCUAGCUCUGAGGAAGAAGAGGCGUUGGCUGACAUCGAUACAGAUGAUGUGGACGAGGAGGAAGUUUCCGAGGUGGUGGAAGCUGAUGAGAAGUUGUCCAGGAAACCUAGGGUCAAGCUUGGGGAUAUAAUGGGGAUUCUGAACAAGAGAGCUAUCGAGGCUUCGGUGUUGGAGAGGCCUGUGCCGGAUAUCAGGACUGGGGACAUAGUAGAGAUUAAACUGGAAGUUCCAGAGAAUCGACGUCGCUUAUCCAUCUACAAGGGAAUAGUUAUUUCCAAGCAAAAUGCUGGUGUUCAUACUACCAUUCGCAUCAGGAGGAUUAUUGCCGGUGUUGGAGUCGAGAUUGUUUUUCCAGUGUACUCACCUAACAUUAAGGAGAUCAAAGUUGUAAGCCAUAGGAAGGUACGCAGGGCUAGGCUGUACUACUUGAGGGACAAGCUUCCUCGGCUCUCAACCUUCAAGUGACUAAUUGCCUGCAAAAUUGUAUUGCCAUCACUCAGCAAAUUCUCAUAUCUGCCUCUGGACCAGAGUUUUUGUGACGUUAGAUGCUGCUGCAUCACUGGAUUGCAUAGGCUUUUUGGCACAAAUGGAUGUGUGAGAAACUUGAGCUUGAUGAGACAUUGUUGUGAUGAACUCAUUUUUUCCAGCUCAGUUCAUGUCAUUAUUAAAAAAUGUGGUGUUGAUUAUUAUCUAAUCGAUGGUGAUUGAGAUAUUAUUGGUAUUUCUGGAAAAAUAGCAACAUUUGUAAGAAUGUAUAAUAUCAAAACUUUUUUAGAUUUA
Molecule: messenger RNA, 1004 nt
Organism: Zingiber officinale
Lineage: Eukaryota; Viridiplantae; Streptophyta; Magnoliopsida; Zingiberales; Zingiberaceae
Product: 50S ribosomal protein L19-1, chloroplastic-like
Exons: 5
Coding region: 42-689 (215 amino acids)
Biological process (GO): translation
Cellular component (GO): ribosome
Molecular function (GO): structural constituent of ribosome
Source: RefSeq, a predicted model, not a curated record